Daphnia pulicaria is the source of this 734-nucleotide messenger RNA. RefSeq names its product succinate dehydrogenase cytochrome b560 subunit, mitochondrial-like. The coding region runs from base 111 to 650 and encodes 179 amino acids. The record is from RefSeq and is a predicted model, not a curated record. Gene Ontology annotation, biological process: mitochondrial electron transport, succinate to ubiquinone; tricarboxylic acid cycle. The transcript has 4 exons. Gene Ontology annotation, molecular function: succinate dehydrogenase activity; electron transfer activity. Lineage: Eukaryota; Metazoa; Arthropoda; Branchiopoda; Diplostraca; Daphniidae. Gene Ontology annotation, cellular component: membrane.
AGAAUUAAAUAUUUAAAAACUUUAAAGUAAUUGAAACUAUUGCCAUAAAUUUGAUCCGUCAACCUCGCGAACGAAAUCAGUCUAUUCGCUACUGCUGUGCAAUAACAAAUAUGGCGCUUUUACGUACCAUCUUAAAAAAUACUACCCAAACCCGGCUACUCACAGCAGCUCCGGUCAAAUCAUGGCAACACACUGUGUCAGCCUCUACCUUCGGAAUUAAAAGCGUGGAAGCAAACCGUGCUAAACCCCUUUCAAAUGAAAACUUUGAAAACAAGAAUAAGAGGCUGCAACGGCCCAUUUCUCCCCAUCUAUCUAUUUACCAAUUCAAUUCCAAUAUGGCUGCGUCCAUUACACAUCGUUUUACUGGGCUUGCACAAAAUGGACUGAUGUAUGGUCUAGCUAUUGGUGCCAUGGUAUUGCCUGCAUCAUUUCCACAUUAUUUGGGAAUGUUGGAAGCUGCACACCUUCCACUGGUUGUAUUGGCGGGGAAGUUUCUCAUUGCUUUUCCAUUUUCCUAUCAUUUGAUUAAUGGAAUGAGACACCUUGUGUGGGACACUGGUUUCAACCUCACAAUUAAGGGAAUUAAUAGCACAGGCUAUGUUGUCCUGGCAGCUGCUGUUUCAUUAGCAUUGUAUUUAACAUCCCUUUGAACACAGUAUAAGCAAUCCAAUAACUGCAUUGUAUUUACAGUUCAAUUUGUGGGUGGGUGUGAAUAAAGGUAGUAGUCUGUUACA